Messenger RNA from Cuculus canorus (common cuckoo), 3919 nucleotides. It is a transcript of the gene NUP58, whose product is annotated as nucleoporin 58. Lineage: Eukaryota; Metazoa; Chordata; Aves; Cuculiformes; Cuculidae. The transcript has 16 exons. Gene Ontology annotation, biological process: nucleocytoplasmic transport. The coding region runs from base 181 to 1983 and encodes 600 amino acids. Gene Ontology annotation, cellular component: nuclear pore. The record is from RefSeq and is a predicted model, not a curated record. Gene Ontology annotation, molecular function: structural constituent of nuclear pore.
CGGCCCGUGAUGCACCGCGGCGGGGCGCGUGGCCGGGCCCGCGCACUCGCAGCCGCCGCCGUGUUCGAAGUUGGAGUCGCGCGCGAUGCGGCGCUGAGGAGGCCGCGCCGCCGCCGCUGCCACCCCUGAGGCCGCUGCCACCCCUGAGGCCGCUGCCACCCGGCCCCGCUCGCUCCCGCCAUGUCUGCCGGCUUCUCCUUCGGCGCGGGGACCCUGGGCUCCGCGGCUGCCGCCGCCGCCGCCGGGACCGGAGGAGGGGGCGGAGGCUUUUCCUUCGGAGCCGCCGCGCCGAGCUCAACAGGAGGACUUAAUUUUGGAACUCUGGGCUCUUCCACUGCUACAGCAACUACAUCAGCUCCUUCAGUGGGCUUUGGAACGGGACUUUUUGGAUCAAAAUCGACUACUGGCUUUACGCUAGGAGGCACCAGUACAGGAACAGCAACAACUAUUGCUACAGGACUGACACUAGGCACGCCUGCCACCACAUCAGCAGCUACCACAGGCUUUAGCUUAGGUUUCAACAAACCUGCAGGUUCCGCUACACCAUUUGCUUUACCUGUUACUUCUACCUCAUCGGGUGGCCUAUCAUUAUCAUCUGCUCUUACAUCAACUCCUGCAGCAGGAACUACAGGCUUUACAUUAAAUUUGGGUGGUACGACUGCUCCAACUACAACUGCCUCCACAGGCCUUUCCUUAGGAGGAGCCUUAGCAGGUUUAGGAGGUUCGCUGUUCCAGAAUACAAGCACAGCAGCAACAGGGCUUGGGCAGAAUGCUUUGAGUUUAACUUUGGGGACAACUGCAACUCCUUCAACUACUGCCAAUGAAGGUCUCGGUGGCAUUGAUUUUAGUAGUUCUUCAGACAAAAAGAGUGACAAAGCAGGAACAAGACCAGAAGAUAGCAAAGCACUAAAGGAUGAAAAUCUACCUCCGGUAAUCUGUCAAGAUGUAGAAAAUCUACAGAAAUUUGUGAAAGAGCAAAAACAAGUUCAGGAAGAAAUUAGUAGAAUGUCCUCUAAAGCAAUGCUUAAAGUGCAAGAAGACAUUAAAGCUUUGAAACAACUUCUGUCUGUAGUUGCCAGUGGAUUACAGAGAAACACUCUUAAUAUUGACAAGCUGAAAGUGGAAACUGCACAGGAACUAAAGAAUGCAGAAAUAGCUUUACGAACACAGAAAACUCCUCCUGGUCUCCAGCAUGAAAAUACAGCCCCAGCAGACUACUUCAGAAUCUUGGUUGAGCAGUUUGAAGUACAGCUGCAGCAAUACAGGCAACAAAUAGAAGAACUGGAAAAUCAUCUUGCUACUCAAGCGAAUAAUUCACACAUAACUCCACAAGACUUGUCUAUGGCUAUGCAGAAAAUCUAUCAAACAUUUGUAGCUUUAGCUGCACAACUUCAAUCAAUACAUGAAAACGUAAAGAUGCUCAAAGACCAAUACCUUGGCUACAGGAAAACCUUUCUGGGAGAUGCCAUGGAUGUAUUUGAGGCAAGACGAACAGAAGCUAAGAAGUGGCAGAGCGCGCCACGUGUUACCACUGGACCGACCCCUUUCAGCAACAUACCAAAUGCAGCAGCCGUUGCGAUGGCUGCAACACUUACUCAGCAGCAACAGCCUGCUACAGGGCCACAGCCAUCUCUGGGAGUUAGUUUUGGAACGCCAUUCGGCUCAGGUAUUGGCACUGGCUUGCAAUCAAGUGGCUUAGGUUCUUCAAGCCUUGGAGGAUUUGGAAGUAGCUCUGCCUUUGGAAGUAGUGCCCCAGGAGCAUCGUCAUUUGGGUUUGGAACUACAAGUAAACCAUCAGGAAGUCUAAGUGCAGGCUUUGGCAGCUCGACUACAUCUGGGUUUAACUUCAGCAAUCCCGGCAUCACAGCAUCAGCUGGCCUGACAUUCGGGGUGUCUAAUCCUGCAUCUGCAGGCUUUGGGACAGGAGGGCAACUUCUUCAGCUGAAGAAACCUCCAGCCGGAAACAAGCGAGGAAAAAGAUAGGCACCCCUUUUAGGGAAGGGGAAGUGAAUCAACUUUGUUCAUCUGAAAAGUCUAUUUUUCUAGAUUGAUGCAUUAAUUAAAUUGCAUCCCAGGAGAUUUGUAAAAAAUUUUGCUACUUUUCCCUAAUCUGAAAUAAAAAGAUAAGUCAUAUUGAACAGCUAUUUUCUUGUGAAUAGAAACCUGUUUCUGUAUUUUUAUUUUUGGCCCUAGUUUUAGAAAUGUUCUAUACUGCAUUAUUAUUGAAGAAUCUUGUAAAACCAUCUAUAUAACCUGAUGUUAGUAGCAGAAUAUUUUUUUGUUAAUAAGCUUUAUACCAUAUGAAUAUAUGCAUAUUUGUUUUUUGUACAGAUAAAAUAUAUUCUAGUACAAAUACUAGAGUUCAUAUCUUCUGUUCCUGGAUAUGGCCUUUAAUCUACUUCAGGGUGUUUUUGUGUAUAUGGAUGUAAAUAUAUACAGUACAGCGCACACAUCUGUGUGUAUGUAUGUGUAUAUAUAUGUGUAAAAUACAGAUGUGCAAACCUUGCCCUGUAGACAGUUUUCUUUGUGUGUGCUGUUUCUCCACGUUGCCCUGUGGUCCCAUAUCUUGGUGUUCCCAGGAGUUUCAAAUAGUGGGUCCCAGGUGAUAUCAUCAUUGCUUCUUAUGUUUUGUUUAAGACCAGCUGAAAUACUAUGUUUACUAUUUCAUGAGGUUUGGUAAAUAGUGGUUAGUAGCUGGAUUUUUUUUUAACCUUUUUUGACCCAUUUAGCAGCCAACUCUAAAGAAGAAUCUGAAAUUUUAACACUGACAUUUCAUAGAUAAUGAUCCCAAACUGAUUGAUUUUGGUUUUCCUUCUGAGCUGAACAGUAGUACAUGGCAGGAUUUCAGCUGAAAGCUCAGGGUGCCACAAGAUCUGUGUGCAAGCAGAGAGUUGUUGGGCUGGAUGAGUGUUCUCUGGAAUUAGAGAAGAAAGGAUAUGCUAUUCUAAUGAAAACCUAAAUUAGGUGUUCCAAAAUGGAGUUGAUUCACUAGCUUCUCAUCUGUGCUACUACUGCCAUUUUGGCUACUACUGCCAAAAGCAGUUACGUAUCUGCUUUCAAUACAAUACAACAAUAAGUUGCUGCUAAAGAACAGAGGAGGAAAGUGAUGUAAUUUGAAGGGUAAACAGUAGUUUAUGAAUCUUGCAUAUUACAACAUCAGCGCUUCUUGUGCUGCAUCUCAAAUUCGGUGUGUACUAGAAACAGCUGGGAAAAUAUCUUGAGGUACUGCUUAUAUGAGAACUAAUAGAUCAAUUGAAUACUUGCAAAUCAACAUACAGAUUGAAGUGUGAACAUAGAACUUUGGAGCCAAAUUGCUUUUUAGGUAGGUGGUUUUUUAUACAACAUGCAUCAAAUGAAUACAACAUGCAUCAAAUGAAUAUUCACAAUCAUUUUCAAAAAAGCACCUUUUUUGGUAAGCAGUUGCAGUGCAUAAGACUUUUCUGGUACCAGGUCAUUUGUUUUCUGUUGUUGAAGUGUUAUUACCAUUUUGUAUGUUUUGGAAAUGUUGACUGCAUUCAGCAGUGUUUUGCUCUUUGACAGGUGUUCAGUUUGUCACUUAAUCUGAUAACCUUAAGGGAAACCGAGCGCAGAAUUCUUCACUUUUGUACUUGUAUGUUAUUGCAUCUUUGUGUGCAGUCUCUUAGCAAGGGAUAUAACCUGGGUUUAUAUGUCUCAGAAAAAUAAAGCUUACAGUUUAUUUUGGUUUCAACCUUUUUUUAAAUUUUUAUUGAGCUGCAGUCAAAACUAAUGUUUAUAUUCCUCUGUUAAUGCUUUUUUUUUUUAAAUAGUUAAUAUGUUAAACCACUGGAUUCUCUUGUAAUGUAUUAAUUUGUGAAACUAAUUCUAAAUGUGUACUGUUUGUCCAUCUGUGCAACUUACCGUUGUGCAAACAAUAAAACAGUAAUGCUGUGAUCCUUGU